AUGGGCGAUGAGAGUAACGCGAUUGGGCAAGAGGCCCUGUUGUACGACAAGAUGUUCCGUGUCAUGCGGACCGUGGGGGAGAUGAUGUGUGACAGAAAAUACCAGGUGGCCGAUAAGAUAAUUCCGAGUUCUGUGGAGGAGUUUAAGGAUUGGUACACGGACCCACGAGAAGGGGUAAUUUACCGCGACCGCAUGACGGUCCCGUGCGAACGCAUCGGUGUUUCGCAGCGUAGCCGUGCCAUGGUGUUUUUUUCAGAGGGACUUUCCAUGGAAACGAUGAAGCGGUAUCACACACAGGCGUCGGAGGCAAACUGCGAUCGCGUUAUUAUUGUGGUGCAAGGAAGGAUAAAUGCAAUUGUUAAACGGCAUGUUGAGGAUAUCAAUCGAAGCAGCCUCGGUUUGAAAAUUCAGCUCUUUGAUGAAGAUGACCUUGUGGUGAAUAUCACACACCAUGAGCUGGUGCCAAAACACACACAACUUGAGGAUGAAGAGGUAAAGGAGAUGCUGCAGGCUCAUGCGCUGGAGUUAAGUGCGCUUCCGCGCAUUCUCUCGACCGAUCCCGUUGCGGCGUAUUUGGGGUUGGAGCGAGGGCGUGUUGUGCGGAUUGAGCGAAAGAGUAUGUCGGCGGGCUUUUACGUGACCUACCGACAGGUGGUGUAG
Messenger RNA from Trypanosoma cruzi, 660 nucleotides. RefSeq names its product DNA-directed RNA polymerases II, putative. The transcript has a single exon. Lineage: Eukaryota; Euglenozoa; Kinetoplastea; Trypanosomatida; Trypanosomatidae. Gene Ontology annotation, cellular component: RNA polymerase III complex; RNA polymerase II, core complex; RNA polymerase I complex. The coding region runs from base 1 to 660 and encodes 219 amino acids. The record is from RefSeq and is a predicted model, not a curated record. Gene Ontology annotation, biological process: DNA-templated transcription. Gene Ontology annotation, molecular function: DNA-directed RNA polymerase activity; DNA binding.